AUGGUGACCACGACUGAAGCAACCCCUCCUCCCUCCUUGGCGCAAGGCGGGACAUCGAUGGCAGGAGCAGGGGCAGGGACAGGGCAAGUACUGCAUCUAUGGAAAGAAUGGGGCAUCCAGGUGCUGGUGCUGCUCAGCUUCUCCCUCCAGAUCAUGCUUCUCGUCAUGGCAGAGCUCCGCCGGCGCAUCGACUCCGGCGUGCUAAGGGCCUUUGUGUGGUCAGCGUACAUGAUGGCCGAUGCUACGGCAAUCUACGUGCUGGGACACAUGUCUGUGAUGAGCAGAUCACCGGAGCAUGAGCUGGUGGCGUUUUGGGCGCCUUUCCUCCUUCUGCACCUUGGUGGGCAAGACAACAUCACCGCCUACAGCAUCGAAGACAAGAAGCUGUGGCUGCGCCACCUGCAGACUUUUGUUGUGCAGGUGGCUGCAGCUACAUAUGUCGUCUAUGCGUCUUCCAUCCUUACCAGCGGGCUCCUCCGGGCAGCCACCAUGUUGAUGUUUGUGGUUGGUGUUGCCAAGUAUGGAGAGAGAGUGUGGGCACUCAAGUGUGCUGGUAGUACCUCAGAGCAGGGAGGCAACUAUCAACCUCUAUUUUACGCCUCGGGAUCCCAUUACCGGACCAUACCGUCCAAAAGUUGCAGCCCGAAUAAGGAAGAUUACCUGUUGGAUGCUCACCUCUUCCUGGCUGUUCCUAAGAAAUUCCUUAUGAGCAUGCUGCAGGAUGAAGAGUUGCGGUUUCAUGAUGUAGAUGAGCAUGCUUUGGAGGAGGUGGUUGAGAUGCAGCUCUCCUUGAUGCACGAUGUCUUGUUUACAAAGACUGAGGUGGUGCACAGUUGGUGUGGCCUCUGCGUCCGUGUCAUCUCGUUGCCGGGCACAGCCGUGGCAUUGUUGUUGUUUUAUCUUUCACUUCUGGGUGAUCAUCAUCAUCAUCAUCAUAUGGCUGCUGGGAGUUACAGUAAAGUAGACAUUGCUAUCAGUUAUGUCCUGCUUAUUGGGGCUCUCGUUUUGGAGGUCAUGUCAAGUAUUAAGGCAAUGUUCUCGAGCUGGACAAGUUCGUUCCUGCUAAAGCCGAGGAGGGAUUUCACUAGGCCAGGAGAGGAAGAAAGAAGUAUGAGGAUCUUGCUUGGUCGUGGGAUUACAUCUGUCCGCCGGUUUGUGCAUGCAGCAGAAUGGAGAGGAAGAUAUUGGUCCGGCUCCAUGGGGCAGCACAACCUGCUUCAGUUGUGCGUUGGUAGUAGGGUGAGCCGAAUGAGCAAAAUCGCGAGACUGAUGGGAUUUGAGGACCCGUGGAACACGCUGGCAUACUGCUCCUCCAUCCCUGUCUCGGCAUUCAUCAAGCAGCUGCUGGUCAACCAUGUGCUGAGUCGCAGCGUCCUUCCAACAGAUGAAGAUCACAUCGCUAACUCAAGGGGCCUGGCGGCCCUGAAGAGCAAGGGACUGUAUGAGGAACUGGAAUGGAGCUUGGACCCCAAAAGGUCCUUGGAGCAGACCAUCCUUACAUGGCACAUCGGCACCAGCAUCUAUCUCUUUUGGUACAAAAAGGAGAAGCUGGAGCAAGCAAAUGCAGCCGGUGGUCAAGGCGGCGACGACGCACAGAGGCAGCAGCAGGUUGAUCUCGUCGAGGCGGUGGAGGCGCUCUCCAAUUACAUGCUCUUCCUUCUUGCCUCACGUCCCUACAUGCUGCCUGCCCCUGUUGACCGUGGGAUGUAUGCUAAUUCCUGCUAUGAGUUGGUUGGUGUAGUGUGCAGCUCAGCUGAGGAUCUGGCCAACUUGCUGCUGCGGUACUACAGGGAGGAGGCGGAGGAGGAGGCGAGACUGUCGUCUAAUAUGCCGUUUGACACUGUUCUGGAGAAUAAGCCCAAGCAGCCGAACCUGUCUGAUAUCAUCCCGUUUGACACUAGUCUGGGUGAUGCACAAGACAGGCAAAAGGCCUAUCGGCUGGACCUUACAUUGCACCGUGGAUGUAGGCUUGCCGCAGAGCUGAUCCACAACGGGAUGCCAGGCAUGCCUUGUGCUGCAAUAAUGCCGGAGCUCAUCGCCCAGGUGUGGAUCGAGAUACUAUGCUACGCAGGCCACCGGUGCAGCGCGUACUCUCAUGCCAAGCAGCUUGGCAGCGGCGGUGAGCUCAUCACUAUCGCUGCCCUUCUAGUGGAAUAUGUCAGCGUGCAAGCCCUUGCGAUGCAACCACCACUGCCAUCACUAUCGCUACCCUUCUAG
Messenger RNA from Triticum turgidum subsp. durum (durum wheat), 2217 nucleotides. The record is from the annotation of a GenBank genome assembly. Lineage: Eukaryota; Viridiplantae; Streptophyta; Magnoliopsida; Poales; Poaceae.